UUGGAAAAGAAUGUUUUAUCUUGACGUUUCUGUUCCAUUUAAUGCUAAAAAUAUCAUAUGGUAUGAUCUAACAGAUAAUAAUACUCCAGCACAUCGUGCUGCUACAUCUGUCAGAGGUGGUCCAAAUUAUGAUACUUUGUUUUAUAUGGGGAAAUCAAGAAUGGAAUUGGUUUAUGCGUUUGAUACCAAGUGA
Molecule: messenger RNA, 193 nt
Organism: Funneliformis caledonium
Lineage: Eukaryota; Fungi; Glomeromycota; Glomeromycetes; Glomerales; Glomeraceae
Source: the annotation of a GenBank genome assembly